Molecule: messenger RNA, 1743 nt
Organism: Helianthus annuus (common sunflower)
Lineage: Eukaryota; Viridiplantae; Streptophyta; Magnoliopsida; Asterales; Asteraceae
Product: 60S acidic ribosomal protein P0
Exons: 2
Coding region: 1151-1633 (160 amino acids)
Source: RefSeq, a predicted model, not a curated record
AUCCCUCCACAACCUCCAGAACUCUCUCUCUCUCUCUACCUAAACCAUCUCCAUCCCCAUCCCUUCACAACACCCACCACCGCUUCACCACCACAACACCCACCACCGAUCUUCAACAACAAGACGAUCUUCAACAAUUGAAACAUCAUCAUGGUAACAAGUCACACAAACUCCGGUAGUGAUGUCGAUGAUGAUAAUGACCGAUGAUGAUGAUGAUGAUGUUGAUGAUGAUGAUGAUGAUAGUGAUGGUUGAUGGCGAAAGUGGUGGUGUCGGACAGCGGGUUCGAAGCAGGAAGAAGAGAGAAAGAUCAGUGAGCUUGUUGUUUUACCGGAAACCCGAAGAUGUCGCCGACGGCUGAGCUUGUUGUCAGACAGCGGGUUCGAAGCAGGAAGAAGGAAAUGUUUGUGUUUUUUAGGAUUGAGGGGUAUACAAGUCACAAUUGUCAUUCAGAGGUUAGUCAGACUCCACCCCAUGUAUGACUCGGUCAGACACAAAUAAGAGGCUGGGUAAGUUUUAAGAGGGGUGAAACAAACAAUCUGAAAUCUGACUCAAUCAGACAUGGGGUAUUAAGAGGCUAUUCAGAUGCUACCAAACAGGGCCUAUGUUUGUAAUAAAAUAAAGGGUAAAUUACAUUUUUCGUCCUUUAUGUUUGUAUCGGAUUGCAAUGGAUACCCUUUAACUUUAAUAAUUACAGUCACAAUCCUUUAUUUGGAAAACCGAUUACACAUUUCGUCCUUUAACACUAACCAAGUUACUUUUCAUUGUUAAAUCUAAUCAUGUACAAUGCAUAUGAGGGUAUAAUUGUCUUUUUACAUAUUAUUGAAAAAAACCUAAUCCAUAUAUAGUGAGAGAGAAAGAAAUAAAAAGCCCUAUUUCAUCUUCAUCAUCACCUGAAACAAUCCACCAGCACCAUCCUAAUCCAGCCACAACCACCAUCCUAGUACAGCCACCACAUCUUUCUUAUUGUUACAACUUUGUAACAAGAAACCCAUUUAACGUAACCCACUGAUGACAAAACCCUCAGAUCAGAGACGAUCUAUACGGAGCUUCGCGGUUGUGGCCGAAUCUUGGAGUCUAUCGACGGAUCUCAACGGAGGUUCGUAGUUUUGGCCGAUUAACAGGACACUGUUUUCAACGGUGAUUGUGGUGAUGUUUUCGGUGGAGAACGGGCGACUAGGGAGGAACAAGGCAGAGAGAGGUUUUAGGAGACUGGAGCUCCGGCAGGUUAGAGUCAUGACGACACAGAGUUUAGAUUUAUCGAUUGAUAUGCGAGGCGGCAAGGAAGGCAAUCUACCUCAGAAGCUACACACCCACCUUGUCAUCUUCAGUGCUGACAAUCUUCGUGUGAGCCAAAUUCAGGCCCACUCAUCUGUCGUCAUGGGUAAGAAUUCUUUCAUGAGGCGCUCACUCCAGAUCCAUGCCCCAUCUGCCGGAAAACCUGCUUUUGUUGGCGCAAUUCCUCACAUUAAUGGCAAAGUUGGGUUGAUUUUGACCGAUUGUGACCCAGAGGAAGUGAGUGAAACGGCUGCAGGAUAUAAGUUGCAGCCGCUGGUUUGUUCGUCUAUGGAUAUUGGGAUGUGUUCCCUUUGGCAGUGGUUGCUGGGUUUUCAUAUGAAUUUGCUCACCAAAUGAAGUGGUUUUUCAAAGGUUGAAGAUUAAUUUCAGAAUAAUAAGGAGAUGGAUAAGUUGUUUAUGUGUAUACUUCUUUUAAUAUCAAUGCAGUUAAGCAAAUUUUAUUACAA